GAGGAGUCCUAAUGGCGAAACUAAAAAUGAAAUAGACUUCAUAAUGUGCGACCACCCGGGCAUUAUACAGGAUGUGGAAGUAGUUAACAAGAUCCGAUGCAGUGACCAUAGAAUGGUAAGAUCUAGAAUUCAACUAGACGUGAGGAAGGAACGGCAGAAACUGAUACGCAAGAAGAAGCCGAUUAAUGAACUAGCUCUGCGAGGGAAAGUACAAGAAUUCAGAGUUUCACUUCAGAAUAGGUACGCGGCUUUAACCGAGGAAACCGACCUUAGCGUUGACGCAAUGAAUGAUAAUCUGACUAGUAUCAUUAAGGAGUGUGCAGUGGAAGUCGGGGGUACAGUCGUUAGACAGGACACUGGUAAGCUAUCCCAAGAGACGAAAAACCUCAUUAAGAAACGUCAAGCUAUGAAAGCCUCAAAUGCAACAGACAAAAUAGAGCUGGCGGAGCUUUCGAAGUUGAUCAAUAGGCGUAAAGUAGCCGACAUAAGAAAGUAUAAUAUGGAGAGAAUUGAGCAUGCUCUAAAGAACGGAAGAAGCCUCAAAGCUACGAAGACAAAACUGUGCAUAGGCAAAAAUCAGAUGUAUGCAUUAAGGGACAAGGAUGGCAAGGUCACAACCAAUAUGGAUAGAAUAGUUGAGGUAGCGGAAGAGUUCUACAGAGAUCUGUACAGCAGCCGAGACAGUCAGGAUGAUAAUGUAAGAAGCAGUAAUAUCCCAGAGGAAUCUGACAUCCCACCAGUAUUAACAGGAGAAGUAAAGAAAGCCCUAAAGGGAAUGCAAAGAGGCAAAGCCGCUGGUGAGGAUCAGAUAACAUCAGACCUGCUGAAAGACGGUGGAGAGAUUAUGUUAGAGAAACUGGCCACCCUGUAUACGAAGUGUCUCUCGACAGGGAGGAUACCAGAAUCUUGGAGGAAUGCCAACAUCAUCUUGAUCCAUAAGAAAGGGGACGUCAAGGACCUGAAAAAUUACAGGCCCAUCAGCUUACUGUCCGUUGUCUACAAGGUAUAACGUGGCAGCAGAAAGCACAGGACCGAGUUGAUUGGUGGAACAUGGGAGAGGCCUUUGCCCUGCAGUGGGCGUAGACAGGCUGAUGAUGAUUACGGCUUUGGGAAUGGCCUUGGUGGCGGAUACGGCAGUGGAUACGGAAGCGGUGGUGUACUGAGCGGCUUCAGCAGCGACUUCGGUGCGGGAUACGGCAGCGGUUUAGGCAGUGCAUUUGGCAGCGGAAGUGGCCUGAGUGGAUUUGGUGGAAAUGGCGGUUUCUGGAGCAACAGUUACGGCAGCCCCUACGUAGUU
Rhipicephalus sanguineus (brown dog tick) is the source of this 1297-nucleotide messenger RNA. RefSeq names its product probable RNA-directed DNA polymerase from transposon BS. Bases 44 to 1009 code for a protein of 321 amino acids. The record is from RefSeq and is a predicted model, not a curated record. The transcript is spliced from 2 exons. NCBI's taxonomy places the organism in Eukaryota, Metazoa, Arthropoda, Arachnida, Ixodida, Ixodidae.